AUGGGCCCCUGUACCGCCUCCUCAUGCUGCUGCCAGGCCCGUAAUCUGCCAUGGGCCCCCGUACCGACUCCUCAUGCUGCUGCCAGGCCCAUAAUCUGUCAUGGGCCCCUGUACCGCCUCCUCAUGCUGCUGCCAGGUCCAGAGUGUGUCAUGGGUCCCUGUACGGCCUCCCAUUGCUGCUGUCUCCAUCGCCACACUCUGCCAUGUGCCACUUUCAGGUCUCCUCACACUGCUGGUGGGUUCCAUUUUGUCAUAGGGGGCUGUUAUGGCCUCCCAUUGCUGCUGCCUCCAACGCCACACUGUGGGCUCCACACUCUGGUUUUGGCCCCGUGAUAUGCCGCCCAAAUGAGUGAAGUGUGCGGUGAAUUCUAAGAUCGACGGCACUCAUCUGCAUGUCAUACUGACUGACAGUAUUAUUUCUCUUCCCCAGCAGACUCCAAGGGCAUUUAAAUUAAAGGUACAGUGUUCUGCACUAAUAUAA
Staurois parvus is the source of this 481-nucleotide messenger RNA. Lineage: Eukaryota; Metazoa; Chordata; Amphibia; Anura; Ranidae. The record is from the annotation of a GenBank genome assembly.